AUGGGUAAGAGAGAUAAUACUGAGAUUGAAAAGUCAAAAGGAAGAGCUGCUGCACGCAAACGUGUCCAUGAAAGACGAAAAAAAAGACGGAUAGAAAGGCGAUUACUUCGACAAGAGAAGCAGAAUUUGAAAGCAAAUGAGCUGGAUGCAGGAUUACAGAGAGCUGUAGAAGAAAAAGAUAAAGAGAUACAAAGACAAAAGGUGGAAAUCGAAGCAUUAAAGCUGCAGUUACAAAAAGAAAAAGAGUUCCGUAAGAAGUCGAUGCAGCUACCUUCAAUACGACCGUGGGACCUGACGGUUAGUCCACAAGAGAUAGGAAAGGGGUCGUACGGAACCGUGUUAAUCGCUAAUUUUGGAACGAUGGCCGUGGUUGUUAAAAAUAUUGACCGAAGUGUAACUACUCUGAAAAUGGCUCAGACUGAAGCUCACUUCCUACACAACCUGCGACACCCCAAUCUGCCACUCCUUAUUGGAGUAGACUUUGAUGCCGUAUCAAACUAUAAAAUCGUCAUGCCACUCUAUAGCGUAAAUGGAUCACCAGUCAAUUUGCUUGACGCUAUGUCGAAGAGACUGGUUAAAAUUGGCGUCCGCAACACGUGGCUUGAUGUAUUGAUACAAAUCACUAAAGCCAUCGACUACAUACACAAGGCUGGAGUACUGCAUAAUGACUUAAAGUCAAAUAAUGUAGUGCUACAUCAAAAUGAUGAUAGCAAAUUGAAAGCAGUGGUGAUAGACUUUGGAAAAGCAUCAUUUAUUGCAGAUGGUUAUGUCUCUUCGCAGUGCAGUAACAAAAGACACAUCGCACCGGAGCCAGAAAAGUCAACAGCAAGUGACAUUUAUUCCCUCGGAUGCAUUAUUAAAGACGCUUUCGGUCUAGUAAAGGUACUCGGCCAGAUUCCUCUACUACAGGAUGUUUACCGAAAAUGUAGAGAAGUGUCUCCUAUAAAGAGACCUACGGCAACCAGUGUUUUCAAAAGUUUGAGAUCUUGCCUUAUAUAG
Exaiptasia diaphana is the source of this 999-nucleotide messenger RNA. Its product is annotated as probable CTD kinase subunit alpha homolog. The record is from RefSeq and is a predicted model, not a curated record. Bases 1 to 999 code for a protein of 332 amino acids. Gene Ontology annotation, biological process: protein phosphorylation. Gene Ontology annotation, molecular function: ATP binding; protein kinase activity. NCBI's taxonomy places the organism in Eukaryota, Metazoa, Cnidaria, Anthozoa, Actiniaria, Aiptasiidae. The transcript has a single exon.